CAGGGGCUGCCCGAGCAGGGCGCGUCCGGUGCGUCCAGGCCUCGUGAGCCUCUUGUGCCAUUGAGCCUGGGACACAGGAACUGCAGAUUCAUAGAGUUUUUAUCCACCCUGGUUUUGUGGAUGAAAAGACAGAAAUAUGGAAGACUUGCCAAAUGGGGAAAAUAUGCGGCUUAGCCUGCUGGUCCCCUGAAUACUAAUUCAGGGCCCUUUACACCAAACUAACUGGGCCUUACUUAACUCUGGAGUAUUUGGGGUUUCUAUGUUUAGAGAAUUCUCUCACCUCUCCCAGGUUACUCUUAAUGCUCUGAUGCAUGGAAUGCCUUACAAAUAUUACCCAAUUUAAUCCACUUUUCCUGUAAUUCGACUAGGUCGAUACUAUUCCUAUUUUAAAAGAUGAGGUAAGAACAAAUGAGUAUAUGCUAGAGAUGGAUUCUAAUCCGGGUUAGAUUGCCUCCAAAGCAAAUGCUUUUUAUUUAACCUCUGCUGUUUCUUCGAAAACUGAGGAAAGUAAUGGUGCAAAGUAUCCAGAGAUAAAAUCCUUGAUGAAACCUGAUUCCAACCUGAUAUGGAUUGUAAUUAUGAUGGUCCUCAUCCAGUUGGUUGCAUUUUACUUAGUAAAAGAUUUGGACUGGAAAUGGGUCAUAUUUUGGGCCUAUACCUUUGGCAGUUGCAUUAACCACUCAAUGACUCUGGCUAUUCAUGAGAUUUCCCACAAUUCUGCCUUUGGCCACUACAAAGCCAUGUGGAAUCGCUGGUUUGGAAUGUUUGCUAACCUUCCUAUUGGGGUUCCAUAUUCAGUUUCCUUUAAGAGGUAUCACAUGGAUCAUCAUCGAUACCUUGGAGCUAAUGGCAUCGAUGUGGAUAUUCCUACCGAUUUUGAGGGCUGGUUCUUCUGUACCACUUUCAGAAAGUUCAUAUGGGUUAUUCUUCAGCCUCUCUUUUAUACUUUUCGACCUCUGUUCAUCAACCCCAAACCAGUUACUUAUCUAGAAAUUAUCAAUACUGUGACUCAGAUCAUUUUUGACAUUAUAAUUUACUACUUUUUGGGAGUUAAAUCUUUAGUCUACAUGUUGGCAGCAUCCUUACUUGGUCUGGGUUUGCACCCAAUUUCUGGACAUUUUAUAGCUGAACAUUACAUGUUCUUAAAGGGACAUGAGACUUACUCCUAUUAUGGGCCUCUGAAUUUGCUUACCUUCAAUGUGGGCUAUCAUAAUGAGCACCAUGACUUCCCCAGCGUUCCUGGAAAGAGCCUUCCACUGGUGAGGAAAAUAGCAGCUGAAUACUACGACAACCUCCCCCACUACAAUUCCUGGGUCAAAGUACUGUAUGAUUUUGUGACGGACGAUACAAUAAGUCCCUACUCAAGAAUGAAGAGGCAUCAAAAAGGGAAGGUGGCACUGGACUAAGUAUCAUUAGAGCCAAAGGAAUUCCCCUUCGAAAUGUUAAAAUAGGUGGUAAAGAGAUUUUAGCGUCGUUAAACUUAAGACCAGUAAUACUUAGAAGCUACCCUAAGCAGGCUCUGCUUUCCACAGCCGCCUGUCUCUGUGUUGCGCAGCUUUGCUCACAGGCCACUGUGUAUUGUCAUUGAGGAUGUCUUCACCCAUGUCUGUUAUUUUGUAAGCAUAUCACUUUGUAAUCAUAUAAAAGAAAGCCUUUAAAAAGCCAUUUCUAGCACAUUAUUUUCACUAUAAAGUUUUACUUUAUUAAAACAGCUAGUAAACUGAACUAUUAACCACAAUGUAUUAGUAUUUGUUGUAUUUUUAUAUUUCACUGUCUUUAUACUAUAUAAUAUGGUAACCUGGGUACUGGGGAACUUACUUUAAAAUUUCAUCUGAAAAAUAAUUUUAAAAAGGUCUGAGUUAACAUAGUAUAUUAUAAAAGUUGAGAUGGAAAUAUCUUUUAUUGUAAGCUGAAUUACUCAUUUUUAAUUUUUACUGUUGUACAUAGGACCAAAAUUAGACACUUGAAUCCUGUACAGUUACUCAUAAAUAAAAUAGUCACUGAAUCUAAUCA
Messenger RNA from Microcebus murinus (gray mouse lemur), 2013 nucleotides. The record is from RefSeq and is a predicted model, not a curated record. NCBI's taxonomy places the organism in Eukaryota, Metazoa, Chordata, Mammalia, Primates, Cheirogaleidae.